This is a messenger RNA of Neurospora hispaniola, 618 nucleotides long. RefSeq lists its product as uncharacterized. The transcript is spliced from 3 exons. NCBI's taxonomy places the organism in Eukaryota, Fungi, Ascomycota, Sordariomycetes, Sordariales, Sordariaceae. The coding region runs from base 1 to 618 and encodes 205 amino acids. The record is from RefSeq and is a predicted model, not a curated record.
AUGCCCACCAUUGCGGCUUGUGCCAGGAUCCUCGUUAGCGGCGUAAAGAAGACUUCGCUGCAGGUAGUAACGAACCGUACAUCACUGCAGCGGGGAAAAAACAAGGACUCCCUCCACCUUUCUUCUUCAUCUGCUUUCCGCUCUUCACUUCUCUUUUCAUUGGAGUCGUCUGCGUUUGCUUUGCCGUGUGUGGUGCACAUCUCCAGAGGGUUUCAUUCCUGCCUUACUCGCACCAAACGUCCUCUUGGCUUUCGGCUUUCGAUUAUUUCUCUCGUGCCUUGCGGUUGUUUUCCUGUACCGCCAGCAACCCCCAAAGUCGUCAUUAGCGUCGUGACAAGGUCCGUAUUCCAUUAUCCUCCUACUGGUGCCCGUCGACGCCAUGCUGAACUGGCGGCUCCCAUAGCAAUUGGUCCUGUCCCUUCCUCCAGUUGGAAAAAAACACGCAAGGACACUGCUCAGCUUCCAGUGCUGUUAAAGAGUAAAUACGAGUACCCCCUUCAGAGGUCCGAGGGUCCCCGAAUUGCACUUCCUUCUCCGUCCUCCGGCGUCAUCCCGAGCCCCGAUCUCCCAGACCUCGCUACGCUGCCCACACAGCGCGCUGCAACGCUGAUUCGAUAA